Messenger RNA from Aquila chrysaetos chrysaetos, 3688 nucleotides. RefSeq names its product perilipin-3-like. The record is from RefSeq and is a predicted model, not a curated record. Bases 678 to 3095 code for a protein of 805 amino acids. Gene Ontology annotation, cellular component: lipid droplet; cytosol. The transcript has 8 exons. Gene Ontology annotation, biological process: lipid storage; positive regulation of triglyceride storage. NCBI's taxonomy places the organism in Eukaryota, Metazoa, Chordata, Aves, Accipitriformes, Accipitridae.
AGCUCUCUGUUCCUGUUUCCACAGCAAAAUAAAAACCUUAUACAAGUCAAAGAACAUAAGAAACAAGACAAUGGCCUCUGUCACAAAUCAGAUGGCAAGUUUUUUGGGUAGAAUCUGCCAGUGAGCCUGGAGCAGUGCUUGGCUUGGGAAUCCGGUUUGUGAGGAAUUUUGGUUUGGGGGUUUUUAUUGGAAAAUGCCAUAGCAAUUCUAAGAAUAGGAAUUAACUGGCAAGGGAGAGAAAAGCAGACACUGCACUGAAAUCCCUGCUGUGCCUGACUAAGGCUGAGAAGUAAUCCUGGAUUUAUCGCACGAUACUGGAGUGUCCAGAUACUGACCUAGGUCUAUGCUGGGGAUGCCAAUACACAUUCAAGAUAUUGCAUCACUUUUAUACUUCUUUUUAUACUUCUUUAAUCCCAUUAUGUAAUGAGAAUACUUCUGAGACUUGGUUUCACAGGAAGUGAGGAGGGAUUUCCUGCCUAGCUGGUUAGUAGGAUGGGAAGGCAAGUUUCAAGGUAGCCAGCCAGAAUGCCGCAGCUGCGAAACCUGGCUCAUGCUUUUAGGAAAACUUUGAAGGAUUUUCAUAUCCUUCCCAGAGCUGCAAGAGUGCCAGUGUUGGUGGAGUUAGUGGUGGGGAAGCUGAUAACAAAGUUCCCCACUAUGAACACAGGCAUAGUGGAAUGACUCAAAUGACUCUCAUCUCAAUGUCCUUUGCAAAGGGUACUUCAGAGGAGAGGGGCUAUAAACUCUGGACACUUUUUAAGAAGGUAAAAUAUGCCUAUUGCUGUUUCAGCAUCUCUGUUCAAUCUCUGGCCCUGACAUCUUUCUGGAGGAGAGCUGAAGUCCUGCCAGUCUCUUCCUCCCCCUCAGAGGAAAAUGGAUUAAGCCAUUGCAAAACCCAUCUCUACUUCAGACAAACUGCAGUUGAAUUCAGUAUGGCAUCAGAAAAGACCACAAAAAAAGAUCUGCUAAAUGCUGAGGAACAGCAGCAAGCGAGUGCUGUCAAUCGGGUAACCAGCUUGCCCUUGCUCAACUCUGCAUUCAACCUGGUCUCAUCUGCCUACAACUACACCAAGGAGACACAUCCUUACCUCAGUGGUGUCUGCAGUGUGGCUGAGACUGUGGCUGCUGUCGCAGUAGGUAGCGUGGUUGGCGGGGCGCAGCCCAUCCUGAACCAACUUGAGCCACAAAUUGCACUUGUAAAUGAAUAUGCCUGUAAAGGACUGGAUCAACUGGAGGAGAACUUGCCUUUCCUUCAACAGCCAGCAGAUAAGGUAAUCUCAGACACCAGGCAGCUGGUUUCCACCAAAGUGACAUCUGCUAUGGAUGCUGCCUGUGAGGCAAAAGAAGCAAUGGCUGAUAAAGUGACUGAAGCUGUGGGCCUCACUAAAAAUGUUGUCGGGGACAGUGUCAAGCUGACUAGGUCAAUGGUCACCUCCACUGUUAACAGUGCUGUGGAGGCUGCCCAGGGUGCCAAGGACCUCAUGACUAACAAGGUGACAGAGGCAGUAGACCUCACUAAACACAUGGUGGAAGACAGUAUUGGACUGACCAAGUCUGCAGUUGCUUCUACUAUUGUCAAUGCUGCGGAGGCUGCCCAGGGUGCCAAGGACCUUGUGACUAACAAGGUGACAGAGGCAGUGGAUCUCAGUAAACACAUUGUGGAGGACAGCGUUGGACUGACCAAGUCUGCAGUUGCUUCUACUAUUGUCAAUGCUGUGGAGGCUGCCCAGGGUGCCAAGGACCUUGUGACUAACAAGGUGACUGAGGCAGUGGAUCUCAGUAAACACAUUGUGGAGGACAGUGUUGGACUGACCAAGUCUGCAGUUGCUUCUACGAUUACUGCUGCUGUGGGGGCUGCCCAGGGUGCAAAGGAUCUUGUGACCAACACGGUGACUGAAGCAAUGGACCUAACCAAAGGGGCUGUUCAGGAUGGUGUUGAGAAGACCAAAUCAGUGGUCACUUCUACAGUCAAUACAGCUCUGGAUGCUGCAUAUGGCACCAUAACUAGCAAAAUAAAUACAGCUUUGGAGCAGAGCAGAGAGGCUAUCCAGGAGGGUGUGGAGAAGACUAAUUCAGUGGUGACCAACAGCAUAAGCAAAGCCAAGGCAGUGAGCCAAGCAGUGGCAGGUGGUGUGGAAUCUGUCCUGGGCAUAUCAGAAGAUCUGGUGGAUCAGUACCUCCCGAUGACAGAGGAGGAACUAGGUAAACUGGCCACCACUGUGGAGGGAUUUGGUAUGGCUUCUGUGGAGGAGCAGAAACAGCAACAGAGUUACUUUGUGCGUCUGGGUUCCCUCUCUAACAAAGUCCGCCACCGAGCCUACCAGCACUCCUUGAACAAAGUGCAGCGCAUUAAGCAAAGCACCCAGGAUACUCUCUCACGACUACAGCUGGCAAUAAAACUGAUUGAAUCUGUGAAAAAGGAGGUUGGCCAGAAGCUUCUGGAUGGGCAGGAGAAGCUCCAUCAGCUGUGGGUGGACUGGAGCCUGACCCAACCCAAAGGAAACCAAGUUAAAACUGCCUCCCAAGCAGAGCAGGUAGAGUCACGGACUCUAGCUAUGCUGCGUAUCAUCACCCAGCAGCUACAACCUGUUUAUGAGAAUCUGAAAGCCAGCAUCCAAGGCCUCCCCAGCAACAUCCAAGAAGCUGUGUAUCAGGCCACUCGAAAUAUCCACAAGCUCCAUAGUUCUUUUUCCAGUGCUAUGUCUUUCCAGGACCUCUCCCCCACCACCCUGACCCAGAGCCAGGACUGUGUGGCAGAAGCCCGAAGGUCCCUAGAUGACUUGUUUGAGUAUGUAACUCAGAACACCCCUCUAAACUGGCUUGUGGGUCCCUUCAGGGCGAUAGCUAAAGUGUCACAGGAUAGCAGAAAGCAGAAGAAGAAAGCUUUGGUGACUGAUAUAAAAUCACCUAUGCUAGAAAAAGCUCCAUUGUCAAAGGAGGUGGCUAAGACACCCGAAGAGCCAAAGGGAGCAAACAGGAUCCUGGGGGAAGGGUGUGAAGUGGUAGAGAAGCUGGAAGAGAAAGCAGAGAAAGACACAGAGGUGGCACUGGCUGCAAAGGAGAUAAAAACUAAUGCACCAGAGGAAGAUCUCUGAAGAAUUCCAGCUCUUCUGGCCAAGGCUCCCUGGCUAGAACAGCAUUUUAUCUUUUAAUUGUGUGUCCAACUGCCAGUCGUGCCAAGACUUCCUCCUGCGCUCUCCCUGUCCCAGGCUGAGUUUACAGUAAGAUGUAGUUUGCAUGGAGACUUGAUAACCAAGGUGGGGUGAUUCCAUAUCUUGAUUUACUAUUUUUUUAAAUCAUGCUGCUGCACUGAAAGGCAAGAUGGGGACCUGUACUUCAGCUUUUUAAGUCAGCCCAGCUGUAUGUGUGAAUGGCUAAUUCUUGCUGAGACAAGUUGUGGGAGAGAACUGGUCUCAACUUAUUUUUAAUGUUGGAUUUGUUUUUAAUUCAUCCAAGCUGCAGAGAUCGAGAGGAUGAUGCGCUUGACCUUUGAUACCGUUUCCCUCCUUCUACAAGUUUAAAAAUAUGUGUUACAGACAUGACUUCCUUUCUGCAUGUUGUGCUUCCGGAGAGGCUCAGCCCUGCAGCAGACCACGAACAGCUGGGGGCAGGAGGCUGCUUCUCCAGAAGACACUUCUCGUUAUGGAUCAGCCAAACACUUUUUCUUUCAUAGAGAAACACUUAGCAA